This is a messenger RNA of Phalaenopsis equestris, 1260 nucleotides long. Its product is annotated as aldo-keto reductase family 4 member C9-like. The coding region runs from base 87 to 1019 and encodes 310 amino acids. Gene Ontology annotation, cellular component: cytosol. Gene Ontology annotation, molecular function: aldose reductase (NADPH) activity. The transcript has 7 exons. The record is from RefSeq and is a predicted model, not a curated record. Lineage: Eukaryota; Viridiplantae; Streptophyta; Magnoliopsida; Asparagales; Orchidaceae.
UACCGUAUGAAGCCGCUCUCAAUUUACCAGAGCACUGAAGCAAAGAGGGUAGGAGAGGAUACGAGUAAAAGAGAAGAAAGACUAAAAUGGCCAAGUCCUUCACGCUCAACACCGGUGCCCAGAUGCCCUCAGUAGGGCUCGGGACAUGGCAGGCCAAACCCGGAGUGGUCGGAGAAGCCGUCGCCUUCGCUAUCAAGGCUGGCUACAGACAUAUCGAUUGUGCUAGGAUUUACGGAAAUGAGAAAGAGAUUGGGUUGUCUUUGAAAAAGUUAUUUGAUGAUGGUGUUGUGAAGCGUGAAGAUUUGUUCAUUACAUCAAAGCUCUGGUGUGAUAGCCAUGAUCCAGAAGAUGUAGCAAAGGAAAUAGAUUCAACUUUGAAAGAUCUACAGCUCGAUUAUGUGGAUCUUUACUUGAUACAUUGGCCAUUCCGACUCAAGAAGGGGUCAAGUUUAAGCAGCGAAAACGUUAUCCAAUCCGACAUACCCAACACAUGGAGCGCAAUGGAGAAGCUCUAUGAUUCUGGAAAGGCUCGUGCUGUCGGUGUGAGCAACUUUUCUACCAAGAAGUUGCAGGAUUUGCUGAGCUUUGCACGCAUUCCACCUGCUGUCAACCAGGUGGAAUGCCAUCCCGUCUGGCAACAGACCAAGCUUCGUUCCUUCUGCCAAUCCAAUGGAGUUCACCUCUCGGCAUAUUCUCCACUGGGAUCCCCGGGGACCAGAUGGAUAGAAGGAAAUGUGCUUGCAAACUCUGUUAUUACCGAGGUUGCCCAGAAAUUAGGGAAGACUGCUGCGCAAGUAGCUCUUCGUUGGGGAAUCCAAGCUGGUAACAGCGUACUGCCAAAGAGCACUACAGAAUCAAGAAUACUAGAAAACUUUGACGUGUUCGAUUGGUCUAUACCUGCUGAUCUGCUAGGAAAGUUCUCCUCCAUUCCACAGACAAGGUUAAUCAGAGCAGAUUUCUUUGUCAGCCCUCAAGGCUUGUACAAAAGUGUGGAAGAGAUUUGGGAUGGCGAGAUAUGAUAAAGUGACUGCUAUCAUUUUCCAGCUAUCAUUUUCUAUAUAACAAUUUUCAUGGCUCUUUUUUCUGUUCCGUCUCCGAUUUCUGAAUAAUUUGGCAUUGAUGCCACUGCUCCCAUAGAACCAAACUGUCUGCUUGCAUUAGUAAAAAAAAUUUGCGUGUUGUUUUCACUGUUUUAUUGAUUUUGCAGUCUGUUGAGUUGCACAUCCAAGCAUGAUUUCCAGUCUCAUUUUUAUUUUGAAA